Molecule: messenger RNA, 1843 nt
Organism: Plodia interpunctella (Indianmeal moth)
Lineage: Eukaryota; Metazoa; Arthropoda; Insecta; Lepidoptera; Pyralidae
Gene: Ubc10
Product: ubiquitin-conjugating enzyme E2 L3
Exons: 4
Coding region: 215-679 (154 amino acids)
Source: RefSeq, a predicted model, not a curated record
ACAAUACAAUAGAGAAAGAUCAGCAAUUUUGUAAUGGUGGUCGUUUUGACGGUGUUGAAGAAUUUGCAUUUUUUUCCUGCUAAAUCCCAUUCCUUUUACUAAUCACAAGGCUGUGGAAAAUAAUUAUGUUGUUUGUGAUCUUUAAAUAAGAAAUUUGUGUAAUUCUGUAAAGCAAAUAGUUUCUUUUAGGUUGUCUUGACAUUUUUUCCAUACAAUGGCUGCAACAAGGAGACUUCAAAAGGAAUUGAAUGAUAUCCGACAAUCAGGAAUGAAGUCAUUCAGGGACAUCCAAGUGGAUGAGUCUAAUAUACUUACAUGGCAAGGAUUGAUUGUUCCAGAUAACCCACCAUACAAUAAAGGAGCAUUCAGAAUUGAAAUCAAUUUUCCUGCAGAAUAUCCAUUCAAGCCACCAAAAAUUAGCUUCAAAACAAAGAUCUACCACCCUAACAUUGAUGAAAAGGGACAGGUUUGCUUACCAAUCAUAAGUGCUGAAAAUUGGAAGCCUGCAACUAAGACUGAUCAAGUUAUACAAGCAUUAGUAGCUCUUGUCAAUGAUCCCGAACCAGAACAUCCAUUGCGAGCAGAUCUUGCUGAAGAGUUUUUGAAAGAUAGGAAGAAGUUUACCAAGAAUGCUGAGGAAUUCACCAAAAAGAAUAGUGAAAAGCGGCCUACUGAUUAAAUAGAUAUUAGGAUAUAAUUACUUAUUCAAAUGGAUUUACAGUAGUUGGUAAUUUUCCUAUUGUCUCCCAGCUUGUGUUACAGUGUUUAUAUUUCAUAUCUUAUUUCUACUUAAAUUGCAUUUAUACUUAUGUAUGAUCUUAAUAUUUGAAUUAAAAUUGACAACUGUUGUAAGUCCAUUUUGUAAUUGCCACUGCUCUGGUAUAAGAACUGCUUUGUCUAUCACCAUACUGCUUGCAACAAUAAUGAGCACGGAAUUAGUAACAUUAGUUGUUGGCAUGUGGUAUCAUGCUUGAGUUUAUUUUUAAUACCAAUUUUUUUUACCUAGGGGGUGUCACAUUGAUUCGGAAAUGAAAAUCUAUAAAUCAUAUUAACUACAGUAUUUUAUCUUAAAUAACUAGUGUGUGGGUUUAAAUAUUAUAGAUGUGAUAAGGGAUUCCUUUGUUUUUAAAUCAUAUUUCCAAAUAGCCUUUUCUCACUCAAUGUUGUUAUAUCUGCCACAUGUAUAUAGUUACUUGGCUGAUGUUAAUUUAACUUGGCUGAAGUGAAGUCAAAGGCCUAGAAAUUGUUGGAGCCUUACAAAGAGAACUGUGCUCAAUAUUUAAAAUCAUGGAGCCAUUUUUAGAUCAAAUUAUAUAACAGUUUGGUGGUGAUUGGUAACCCUAAUAUGGAUUAAAUGAUAAUAUUUUUAUUUUUCUCUUUGUAAGUCAAUGUGUUACUUGGUAACUGUAUGCUGAACAGUUCAGUGAAAGAACUUAAAAAUAUAUUUUUUUCAAUUAAAAUUUUGUUUCUAUCUUUCAAUUCAAGUAAACCAAGUACUUAGUAAAUUACCAUUAUUCUAUGUAACAAAAUAAUUUAUUAAUGUGUAUGCCAUUAGUCAAUAAAAUCAUAUACAUCAGUAGAGGUAAUAUUAUCAUUACUAUUAUUUUUUUUAACUGUAUAAUUUCCUUGGUUUUGUGUAGAUGCACUUGCUACAAUCUUCAUAUCGAUAUCUUUUGCUAGAUAAUCUUUAUAUGUACUUGCAUUUUCUUUCUUGGUUAAACCUUUACUAGAGUUCAUAUUAAUCUUCAGCCUUUUAACCGCUGGUUCCUCACUUGUAUGUCUUAUUAAAUAUUUAUUUAUAUUAUCUGUAAAUAUAAACUUUGAAUUACAUACUUUAUCUUUA